Messenger RNA from Trichomonas vaginalis G3, 360 nucleotides. RefSeq lists its product as uncharacterized. The transcript has a single exon. NCBI's taxonomy places the organism in Eukaryota, Parabasalia, Trichomonadida, Trichomonadidae. Bases 1 to 360 code for a protein of 119 amino acids. The record is from RefSeq and is a predicted model, not a curated record.
AUGGAAAAGGCACCCAACAAGCGCGUUUCUAAAGAGGUUAAAGAGGAUGUAAAUCGGAUAGAACAACUCAAACUGAAAUUUAUAGUCAUUAGGAUGUGGUUUACAUGCGGCGAAACACCACCACAAUCAGUUAAAAUAACAAUAUUCGGAGUACUUGCUCUAAUCUUUGCAGCGUUCAAAGUAGGAACAAAUUGCUACAAAAGCAUUAGAUAUCUUGACCAUAAAACACCUCAAAACUAUGCCUUAUUGGUAACCACGAUUUUUAUUGUUGUCCCUUCAUUAUAUAUACUAUUUAUAUCAUUCUGCUGCUGGAGAAGAAUAGCAGGAUAUGAUUGGUGGAUGAUCCCCCACCUUACUUAA